Diceros bicornis minor is the source of this 4553-nucleotide messenger RNA. It is a transcript of the gene CCDC17, whose product is annotated as coiled-coil domain containing 17. Bases 2105 to 4063 code for a protein of 652 amino acids. Lineage: Eukaryota; Metazoa; Chordata; Mammalia; Perissodactyla; Rhinocerotidae. The transcript has 12 exons. The record is from RefSeq and is a predicted model, not a curated record.
AGUGCUGGCUGGGUGACCAGUGGAGGAGACAGGGUUCUUCAUUCAGCAAAUACUUCCCAAGCUCUUGUGUGUCUCAGGCAUUGUGCAAGACUCUGGGGAUACAAGGAGUGCCCAGCCCUGUAGGGAAGAGAAUAAACACAUUAAAAAUGAAACCUUAGGCCAAGAUCUGAUGGACAAGUAGAAGUUAAAUGAAACAAGAGGUAUUUACUGACACUAGCACUCUGUCCAUCGCUACGAGACGUAGUCUCUAAUGGAUGUAGAGUUCCAAGAUCAUACUCUAAUGGGAGACAAGCCAGAGGAGUUGAACAAGCCUGAUUGCAUCUUAGAAAGAUAACUGACUUGUAGUGUGGGUUCCAGAGGGAUAGAGGCUAGAGGCAGAGGAACCAGUAUGACAUUUGCUAGAUUAGAUUCUAAAGGCUAGGAAGGCAGAGACCCUAUCUGCCACACUGUGUUAUAGUCUCUCCUGCUCGUGGUACAAGCAGUCCAUGUGCAAACUGUGGAAAUGGCGGUUGAGAUAGACCAGUAAGAACCAUAACUCAUAUUUCAUUCAAUAUAUUUUAAGACAUCAUUUUAUGUACUAAGAAGAAAAAAUUGGGGGCUGGCCUGUUGGCGUAGUAGUUAAGUUCUCGUGCUCUGCUUCGGCAGCAUGGGGUUCGCAGGUUUGGCUCCCGGGCACAGACUUACACACUGCUCAUGGAGCCAUAGUGUGGCAGGAGUCCCACAUAUAAAGUAGAGGAAGAUGGGCACGGAUGUUAGCCCAAGGCCAAUCUUCCUCAGCAAAAAGAGGAGGAUUGGCAACAGAUGUUAGCUCAGGGCUAAUCUUCCUCACCAAGAAAAAAAGAAAACUUUCCUGUUAAAUUAUGACACUCCAUUAAUUGUGAAUCCUGAUUUCAGUGUUGUUAAGAAAUGUGCAUUUUAGAAUCAAUGAAAUACUAUAAAAUAAACCAAAUUGCAAAAGUAUUAAACUGGAAAUGAAAAGUAGGUUGAGAUAGAGAUAUGGCACCUGUUUGGCCUUGGGCUUUGCCACUUACUAGCUUUCUCUGAACAAAUUUCUCAAAUGUACCCUUUUUCUCACUUGGAAUUAAGCCAGACUGAGAGCACAUACUUGGAAACACGUUAUAACCUGCUGCUAGUGGUACUUUGGCCUUACAUACCAGUGGGAGGGGAAGGGUGGUCGAUAUUGGAAGUCCCUGGCUUGUUUAGAAACAUGAGCCUAGCUCAGAGCUCCUGCCUCUGGUGGGUGCAUAUCUUUAGGGAGGUGGUGGGGAGAUUUGGCCAGCAGGAAAGGGCCUGCCUCGCCCCUGGCCAGUCUCAAGUGAAGGGGUGCCUUUCUGUAUUUGAUUCCCUCUUCUGAUGGAUUCAUUAUGUUCUCCCAGAACUUUCAUUCCUUGGGCUGUGCUUAUUAUCCUUCCUCUACAGCCGAAAAAACAGGAAUCAGGGAACAGGAGUUAAAGAGAGACCACUAACCUCAGUGUGACUUUGUUAUGCAAAAGCUGUGGUUGCUUCCAGAGAGGCGCAGUGCAAGGAAGAGCUUUUCAGUCUAGGGAAAAGACAUGGUUUCCAGGCAGAAUGCUGAAAAGGGAAGACGGCCUCCCCUGCCAGGUGUUCCCUGGAAUGGAGAAGGACACUAACUCGGGUUACAUCUACUUGGGCAAAACAAGAAUGAACAUAAUACUUACCUGCCAGAGGCUAUUUAAUGACCAGUGAUGGAGUACGUGAUACGGGCCCAGCUAGUCUAGGAGGCAGCUGUUUGAUCCCCUUUGUUUUAUUAACAAAUAGGCAGAGAAACCCAGGUGUGGUAGAGACUUGCCCAUGCUCGUGCAAUGAGGUGGAACAGACUUUGUGACAUUUUUUCAAGCCAAGGGCCCCUCCCAAAGGUGACCAAGUCUUCCCCACCCAUUCUUCAGACCUGCCCAGACCUGUAGUUGCUGCCCAGGGAGCUAAGUCUCCUCCCCAAACAUAAACUCGAUCUUGUAGACCCAAUAAACCUGGCCUUUCCUCUCUGCCUCUGGCUUUCUGUCUGUUUCAUCCUCCUCUCCCUUUCCCCUGCCCUCUCUCCUGUCUUCUGCAGGUCUUGGCUGUGUCAGGGAAGGGGUCCCAUCCCAUGGCCUCUCACAUUGGGGAGCCAGGGCUCCUGCCCUGUGGGUCCUGUGACAUGGUUUUCCGCUCCUGGGCCCUGUUGGCCACCCACACUCAGCGCUUCUGCAUUGGCCGUUUGACCCGGGAGGUGACACCUGGAGCACAGCCCUCAAUAGCUACUGAACCACGGCCCCCCGCGGUUGUGCCACAAGAACACCAGGGCCUCCCAGACCAGGAGGCCAGCAAGCCGGCUCUCAAGAGGCUAACAGAGGAGGUGCUGCGGCUGCGGCUGUACCUGCAGGAAAUGCGACCCAAGAUAACAGAGGUCCCCAGGGGGUCAGAGGGGCCCUGGAGGCGUUCAGAGGCGCCGACUCAGGGCCCCACCUCCGAGGCUGCUGGGAGCCCAGGCGAGCGGCUGCGGGCGCUGCACGGGACUCACGCCAGGCGCGUGGCUGAGACGGAGGCACAGAGCCGGGCUCUGGCGCGACGCGACGAGGAACUGAGCCGGCGCCUCCAAGGUUUGGCCCGGACCCGGGGCGGGAUGUCACGCCUGUCUGGCCUGGAGCGGGAGCUUCGAGACCUCCGGACAGAGGCCGGGCGAACGCGGGGAGCUCUAGAGGAGUUAGGGGCGCACGUUCAGCAGCUACUACCCGAGCCCGGGACCGGGCUGAACUCCUUGCGAGAGGCAGAAUUCUGUUGUCCGGUGCUACAGGCCAACCCAGGGACUCUGGCUGCCGAGAUCGGGGCCCUGCGUGAGGCCUACAUUCGAGGCGGGGGCCGGGACCCCGGCGUUCUGGGCCAGAUAUGGCAGUUGCAAGUGGAGGCGUCAGCUCUGGAGCUUCAGCGGUCGCGGGCCCGCAGGGGAAGACGGGCAGGUGCCCCAUCCGGCGAGCUUCUAGUAGUGGAGGCCGAAAACCGGCGCCUAGAGGCAGAAAUCCUGGCUUUGCAGAUGCAGAGGGGCGCAGGCCCAGCGCCCUGGGGGCCCCGGGAGCCGAGACGUGUGGCCAAUCCCAGCCCAUGCCUGAGGAGGAGGGAAGAUCCCCCACGCCUCCUGCCACCGGUGGCUCCCCCUCUGCCACGGCUUCCACUCUCCACAGGCGGCCUAUUUUUGGGUCGCGCCGAGAAGUCUCCACAGCUUUCUGGAACCACGACCAGGAACCUGGGCCUGGAUCCACACUUCCUCCUGCCCAGAUCUGACCUUCUGGGCCCUGCACCCUAUGACCCAGGAGCUGGCCUGGUCAUUUUCUAUGACUUUCUGCGGGGCCUUGAAGCUUCUUGGAUUUGGGUGCAACUAAUGACUGGUUUGGCCCGAGAUGGACAGAAUACAGGAGGGACCACAGCAUUGCCCCCAGCCCUUUGCUUGCCCCCGCCUCCAGCUCCUGGGCCCAUGGGCAACUGUGCCAUCCUUGCCAGCAGGCAGCCUGUACCCAGACUACCACCCUCACCAUCAGUAUCCUUGGUCUGUGAGCUACAUGCCUCACAGGGGCUGGCAUGGGCUAAGGCACCGCAGCCAAAGGCCUGGGCCUCACUGGUGCUAUUUGACCGGGAUCAGAGGGUGCUAAGUGGCCACUGGCGUCUCCCACUUCGAGCCCUUCCUCUGGACUCCAGCCUUAGCCUUGGGCAGCUAAAUGGUAUUCCCCAGGUGAGUGUGGAGGACGGGGACUGGCUCUACUCCUCCAGGGUCCAGAUGCAGUACCAUUUCACCUCUCCCCAGGUAGGUCAGGCUGAGCUCUUUCUGCGGCUGGUGAAUGCAAGAGAUGCAGGUGUCCAGACACUGGCAGAGAUCAAUCCAGCAAGUGCCCACAAGUACCAGUACCCACCUCCGGUGUCCAGCUCAUCUUCACUGGAAGCCAACUCCCUUGCCCCAAGAGCUGGCUUUGUUGACCCCCCUCCUCCUGCAGAAGAGCCCCUCAGUAGCAGAGUCAAGGAGAGAGAUGAGGGUUUGGGCCCUCAUGGCUUUGACCCACCCCCACUGGCUUUCUGAGUCCUGGAGAAUGUGGGUAUGAGUAGCUUAACAUGCACAGGACUAGGGCCUAGAUUGAGUUCUCUUCCCAAACCUGCCCCUUUACUACUCCAUGUUCUGACAGAGGGUCCAGAGGCAAAUAGCAGAUAUGAGCACAAACUACGAGCUCCAACCGCAGCUUUACCACCUUCCACAAGUGCUUGGCCUUUCCUUGUUUUUCUUUUGUAAACAGAUUGAUGUGAGGAUUAAAUGUCAGGUAUUUGUAAUACUGCCUGGUAUAUAGGAAGUUCUUUGAACGAUUACUAGGGGCAACUCUAAUUCCAGCUAAAGGAACUUGAUAAACUCAUUCCCACCUGUUUUUUUGCUGAAGCCAAUCUUAUUUGCCACAUUUCUUCAUUCAAAUCCAAGCUUUCUCAGGAAGCCUCCAGGCUUCUCAAGGACAUCCUCCAAGAAGCCUUAUGUAUGUACAGAUUCAAAGACAGGGCCCCAACCCAAUAAUGUUCCUCCCAAG